AGUGGGAGGUACGAAGAAAAAACCCCUCCUUCAUAUGUCUUUCCAGAGGAAGAAUCGCUGCUGUGAGCGACAGAGAAAGCGCACGACAAACACGCUGCUUCGCAGCAGUUUACCUCGGUGUGACUCGUAAAUCUCCGUACGUCGCGAGACACCCGCCCGAGUUUAAGAAUGAAAAACUUCCCAAAGAGCAAAGACGUGGAAGUUUUCUGACCGUUUAUCUACGCACCUGGACCAAAACCUAUUGUUUGGUUCAACUGGUUUAAACGCGACUCGCUACUUUUUUGCAAAAACCAGGCGAGCUGCACGAGAGAAAUCUGGCUGAGUGGCUUGUUUUGAUUAAAUUCAGCGUGGGAUAUUUUCUACAGAGAUCGCUUGUUCUGGAGUAAUGCUUCACAAACCUAAAUAACUCCCACAAAGAAGCGCCACUUCAACACAACCCAGUGCUCAUAAUACCAUUCAGAGAGAUGGAGGCGUGACUAGGGUCCCGAGGAAAGACAAGUGUCAAGUGGCGUUUCUAAGAGGGGCAUAUCAUUAACAGAUGUGUUUCACACCACCGGGAUGGCCUUUUCCACACCUAUUCAGGGGCCAGCUGCUGUCGGGUGAGGGGUCGAGAGGUAGCUCUAUGCUGCCGUUGUUGAUGGGCCAGUGCUGCCCACAGCUGUGUGAAUGAACUGUUUCGGCCCACCCUCCUCGCCCAGCUGCCCUGGCAUGGCUUCUCUCAGGAAGAUGAAGUCAUGGCGUUUGCUUCUCCUGUGGGUUAUUCUAGCUCAGUUCCCCUUGGCCCACGCACGUCCCGCAGUAACCGAACAAGGUCAUGCAGUACCGUCUUCUGAGGAUGAGGACGACGAUGAGUCAUCGUCAGAAGAGAACAAGCCUUCAAGUAGCCAGGAGCUCAUACCGAUGGCGCCUCAUUGGGCCCAACCUGAAAAGAUGGAGAAAAAGCUUCAUGCCGUACCGGCCAGCAAAACUGUGAAAUUCCGAUGUCAGGCCGAGGGAAACCCGAUGCCGAAACUACGCUGGCUCAAGAAUGGAAAAGAGUUCAAAAGAGACCAGCGCAUCGGGGGCUACAAGCUGCGGGAACACAUGUGGACCAUAAUCAUGGAGUCUGUGGUGCCCUCAGACAAGGGCAACUACACAUGCCUUGUGGAGAACGAAUACGGAAGCAUCAAUCACACCUAUCAGCUGGAUGUAGUGGAGCGAUCACCUCACAGGCCCAUCCUGUACGCUGGUCUUCCUGCAAACCGAACGGCUGUGGUCGGCAGUGACGUAGAGUUCGUCUGCAAGGUCUUCAGUGAUCCCCAGCCUCACAUUCAGUGGCUCAAACACAUACUAGUGAAUGGAAGCAAACUGGGACCUGAUGGACUCCCUUACGUACGCGUCCUAAAGACGGCUGGCCUCAACACCACCGACAAGGAGAUGGAGGUGCUCCAGUUGAGGAAUGUGUCCUUUGAGGAUGCUGGGGUGUAUACUUGCUUGGCGGGCAAUUCAAUUGGGAUCUCCCAUCAUUCAGCUUGGUUGACCGUUGUUAAAGCCCCCACCACUCCCUCUGCAGUCCCCAGUCAGUCCUACCUGGAGGUGCUGAUCUACUGCGUCGGAUUCUUCCUCAUAUUCCUCAUGGUAGGAAUUGCCACCAUCGUCAAAGUCCGCAGCUCCUCCAAGAAGAGCAACUUCAACAGCCAGCUGGCCGUCCAUAAGCUGGCCAAAAGCAUUCCUCUCCGCAGACAGGUGUCGGUGGAAUCCAGUUCCUCUCUGAACUCUGGUGUGAUGUUGGUCCGACCUUCACGACUCUCCUCCAGCGGGUCACCCAUGCUGUCAGGGGUGUCCGAGUACGAGCUGCCCCAGGACCCGUGCUGGGAGGUGCCCCGAGAGAGGCUAGUACUUGGGAAACCUCUGGGAGAGGGCUGCUUUGGCCAGGUGGUGAUGGGCGAAGCCAUUGGAGUGGACAAAGACAAGCCCAACCGCAUAACUAAAGUCGCUGUGAAGAUGCUGAAAUCUGACGCCACUGAGAAGGACCUGUCUGACCUCAUCUCAGAGAUGGAGAUGAUGAAGAUGAUUGGAAAACACAAGAACAUCAUCAACCUUCUCGGAGCUUGUACCCAGGAUGGCCCUCUUUAUGUCAUCGUGGAAUACGCCUCUAAAGGAAACCUGCGGGAAUAUCUGCGUGCCCGCCGGCCACAUGACAUGGAGUACUGUUACAAUCCUGACCAGGUGCCUGUGGAGAGCAUGUCCAUUAAAAACUUGGUCUCCUGUGCCUACCAGGUGGCUCGUGGCAUGGAGUACCUGGCAUCCAAAAAGGUAUUGUUGACAUAUUUUGUGACUUAUUCAAAAAUCUUCAAAAUGUGGGCUGAAAUGAAAAUGUUUUGGUCUGUGUGCAAUCCCCAACAGUGCAUCCACAGAGACUUGGCAGCACGCAAUGUACUUGUAACAGAGGACAAUGUAAUGAAGAUAGCAGACUUUGGUCUGGCUCGGGACGUUCAUCACAUAGAUUACUACAAGAAGACAACAAAUGGUCGCCUGCCUGUCAAAUGGAUGGCACCUGAGGCUUUGUUUGACAGGAUUUACACUCAUCAAAGUGAUGUAUGGUCUUUUGGUGUUCUUCUGUGGGAGAUCUUCACUCUGGGGGGCUCGCCGUAUCCAGGAGUGCCUGUGGAAGAACUCUUCAAGUUACUACGAGAAGGUCAUCGCAUGGACAGACCCUCAGCCUGCACUCAGGAGAUAUACCUGAUGAUGAAAGACUGCUGGCAUGCGGUUCCCACACAGAGGCCAACUUUUAAACAGCUAGUAGAAGACCUUGAUCGCACUCUGUCCAUGAUAUCCAAUCAGGAGUAUCUGGACCUCUCCGUUCCCCUGGAGCCCACGUACUCUCAGGUCAUCCUGAAUGAACGGAGUUCCACCUGCUCCUCCGAGCAGGACUCAGUGUUUUUAAGAGAGUCUGGACCUGAAGAACCCUGUAUCCCUCUGACAGUUCCCCCACAACAAACUGUACGAUCCUUCAAAAAACGCUGACAGUAGAGAACACCUGGACCUCCAUGAUCAUAGAGGAUCUCUCUACAUCUUUCUGCUUCUUUUGACUCAUCAACUCCGCAGGUUCAGAGACUGAGGAGUUCAGCCUGGGCCGUUCUAGCACAGAAACACAAGCAGGAGGACCAGCAGACUCUCAAUCAAGACAGAUCACAACAGAGAGGGAACUAUCAAACUUUUUGUCCAUCAAUUGUCCUUCAGUGGGAUCGAUCCUCACAA
Molecule: messenger RNA, 3240 nt
Organism: Carassius carassius (crucian carp)
Lineage: Eukaryota; Metazoa; Chordata; Actinopteri; Cypriniformes; Cyprinidae
Product: fibroblast growth factor receptor 1-A-like
Exons: 17
Coding region: 667-3006 (779 amino acids)
Biological process (GO): positive regulation of kinase activity; positive regulation of cell population proliferation; positive regulation of cell differentiation
Cellular component (GO): membrane; signaling receptor complex
Molecular function (GO): fibroblast growth factor receptor activity; fibroblast growth factor binding; ATP binding
Source: RefSeq, a predicted model, not a curated record